This is a messenger RNA of Drosophila ananassae, 2811 nucleotides long. RefSeq names its product serine protease gd. Gene Ontology annotation, molecular function: serine-type endopeptidase activity. The transcript has 5 exons. The record is from RefSeq and is a predicted model, not a curated record. Gene Ontology annotation, biological process: proteolysis. Lineage: Eukaryota; Metazoa; Arthropoda; Insecta; Diptera; Drosophilidae. The coding region runs from base 923 to 2569 and encodes 548 amino acids.
AAUCCAACAACAAAGGAGGAACGAGAGCAAUGGGACUGGGCAUCCCUGUUUUAAUCCUUCAAGCCUUUUCUCAAUGAUACUUGCGUGACAUUUUUCAUGGUCUUGUAAUUAUUGAAUUUGUUGAAAAAAGCUUGCCAAAGUUGAUUUGGUUUGUUUGAUGUGGAAAUCGUCGACUUUACUAACUUCAAAUCAAUUUGGCACAGCUGAUUAACACACUGGAAAGAAUUAACUUUUCGAUAAAUUUAUUAAGAUGAAAUUAAAUUAAUUUUUUUUAUUUAUUAUUGCAAAUGAUAAAAAAUACUUCAAGCUUCUUCUUAACGCUUAAAUAGAUUUCGUGGUGUUUGUAUUGAAACGUCGAUUAACAGGUUUCCACCCUUAAUCUUUAUUUUCUUGUCAACAAACGGAAUUAUAAAACAUUAUCCCGUAUUCGGUAUACCAAAAUGAAAAUGCUCGAGCCCAAAAGAUGUUUGCUCUGCAUUCAACCAAUUAUUUGUAUGUAUGUAUUUGUCACAUUCAACAUUCGGUCAUAAUCCUAAUGGCGAAUUUUGACAUUAUGAAAAAUAAUUUUUUUCAGUUAAACAUAAAUAUUAGAAUAUCUUUUGUGGCUUUAAAAAAAAUAUAACCAGUUUAAAAGUUUAAUCGAUUUUAUUGUAAUUAUUUCUUACGGAAAGCAAGUCUGUCCCUAAAUUGCCGAGCUUUUAAAAUGUUUUGUUUUCUGGCAACAUUGCUAUGAUGGCAUGUCAAUUUUGAUUGUUUUGAGUCGCUGAUGCUUUAUUUAUUUUUGGAUAAUUGUAUUAACGCUCCCACGACCAACUCUUCAGAAAACCAAUCCAUUUCAACUUCGUUUCUGCAUUUAGUGAGAUACACUUUCGCUUUCAAAGGUGUGUAACUCGUUCUUAGAAACUUAAUUCUUAGACUUGAAAUGCAGCUGCAACUGGCGACGCUUCUGAUCAUUUGCCUUGGGCGAUUUAUCGAAGUUUUUGCCCAAGGCAUGCCGAUUACUCCCUGCCCGAAAAUCUUCCAGUACCGCUUUGAUGGCAGCGAAUGGUUUGGCCUGAUGGCCAUCCACAGCCCUGAAUCUCAUCAUCCGCUGCACCUUCGGGUCACGCUUUCAAUGCGAGGCAAGCCCACCACGAACUACCUAGGCGAGAUCGAGCUGCUCACACGCGGGCAAUUCGCCAGCCACGCUGCAGUGCUUUAUAAGAUCCGUUUUCCGAAGCACCACUUUCCUCCCAAGGUGCUCCUUAUUUCGGCCAACAACCAAGUCAUUUGCUUUGGGACAGGAGGUGUGUAUACAAAUUUGCUAUGCGCUCUUAAAGAGCAAAGUAUCUUCAUGACCCAAAUACAACUGGAGCACAUUAGGAAACUAGCUUUCAUUCCCGAUAAAAAGAUAUCUUUGUUACAGACUGGAGAGGUUCAAAAGAUGGUUGCCGAGGAGACGGUUGCUAACCAAAAUCACGGCUUAAAGCGUCCACAUCCACAAUCGUCGCAGACCCAGUUGAAGAAAAAGCUCUUUACCCACCUACCAAAGGAGAUGUGUGGACGAAUCAACCGAGGCUAUGAUAUUCGGCUGAAGAACCCAGGCGGACCCCUUGAUUUGAAGACGGUUCAGGAAACUGCCAAAAGCUCCGAUACCAUCACAUCGCCAGUAUUCGCCGACGAUGAUGAUAGCUUCGCACACAUAUGGGAUGACAGUAUGGAAAUGAGUGAAGCAGAUAGCGAAGACGAUGUGGGGGCCGGGAGCCUCCCAUCUAUUAUACGCGGUUCCUGGCCCUGGUUAGCUGCCAUAUAUGUUAACAACCUUACAUCUCUUGACUUCCAAUGCGGUGGGACACUGGUAUCCGGUCGAGCUGUCAUCAGCUCAGCACACUGUUUUGAGAUGUUCAAUAGUCGUUACACAGCCAAUGAGGUGCUCGUUUUUCUUGGCAGGCAUAAUCUUAAAAAUUGGAACGAAGAAGGCUCGCUAGCGGCACCUGUUGAUGGGAUAUACAUCCAUCCUGAUUAUAAUAGCCAGCUAAGUAGCUAUGACGCAGACAUUGCCGUGAUUGUGCUUAAGGACGCUGUGCGAUUCAACACCUUUAUUCGCCCAGCCUGUCUGUGGUCUGGUUCUAGCAAACCGGAAUACAUCGUGGGAGAGCACGGCAUCGUUAUUGGCUGGAGCUUUGACAAGUCAAACACAACGGCAGGCUUUCAAACAGGAAUGGCUUCUAGUAAAAAGGUGAUCGAUACCAGCAUCCCUAAAAUGGUAAAAGCACCUAUUGUUAGUAGCGCAGACUGCUUUCGUGCCAAUGCGCAUUUUCGCAGUCUCUCUUCAAACCGAACUUUUUGCGCCGGCGUUCAUUUUGAGUCCCAUCAUGGGGCCAUCGAAUUCUACACUGGUAUAUCGGGUGCCGGACUUUUGAUCUUUAGAAACAACCGCUGGAUGUUACGAGGAACGGUAUCGGCGGCCCUUCCUGCGGAAAAACCGCAAGAGUCUGAAAUUACUCACAGGCACUGUUGCGGGAACCAACUAAUGGUAUAUGCCGACGUGGCCAAGUUUCUCGACUGGAUUACUGCAUUCAUUAUUUAGCAGCCCUGCUAGAAAGACAUUUAAGACGCUGUGAUAGCCCAUGGGAAUAGCGAUGGCAGGGUAAAGAAAUUUAGAAGGAAUUUAAAAUAAUAAUUUUUGUUGUUUUUUGCCCUAAAUUUAAUAUUUUUGAUAAUGAAAAUUUAAAAGUACAUAAUAGUUUAAUCUAUGUAUGUAAAUAUAUACAUAUUGUAAAGAGGAGCUCCAAUGAAGGAAAAAUUUUACUCCAGAGUUAAAGUUCCGAA